AUGAAUAUUCUGAAGACUCUAAAGAGGAAGUUGAGGAUCAAGAUAUCUUUGAUGCAGGAGAAGAGACGGCGACACAAUGGCAGUCUCUACCCACGCAUUGUUCCUCAGCAUUUGAGCCAGAUAGAUCUGGGGGAGGAGCUCACUCGUGCACCCUCCAUCACUUCCCUACAAGAGCCUCUAACUAGAGUGCCUUCUCUCACUUCUCUGCAAUCAACCUUCAGUGAUUUUGAUUUUGAACAAGAACCACCAGAAGAACUGUUGGUUGAUGAAGAAUCGCAAUCUCUAACAAGAUCCUCUUCUCUCACCCUCCUCAGCUCUGAUGAGCAGCCACCCAAAGAAGAGGUUCAACUAGUGGCAACAGAUGAAGGAUUCUGUGACUCAAGCCAACCAAAGCUGUGGCCUGUCGACAUGAGAAAUAAUGUCCAACUGGUGGAAUUGAGACUAACGGCAGAUUCCAAUAUGAGUGGAACAGUAAUGGUGGCCAAUCUAGCGUAUCACAAGAGAGUCUUUGUGCGAUGGACAGCCAACAACUGGGCCUCAUACCACGACACAAUGGCGAGCUAUGAUGACAGCUCCGAGGGGUUCUCUCACGACUGGUUCAGAUUCACCAUUGACUCCAACUCAGUGUGCAACAAAACUGAUGGUGGAGUGUGUGUUGAACUAGCUGUGGCCUACCACGUCAAUGGAAUGGAGUUCUGGGACAAUAAUGGAGGAGAAAAUUUUGGAAUUCUGCUCAAUAAUUGA
Messenger RNA from Halichondria panicea, 744 nucleotides. RefSeq names its product protein phosphatase 1 regulatory subunit 3B-like. The record is from RefSeq and is a predicted model, not a curated record. Gene Ontology annotation, cellular component: protein phosphatase type 1 complex. Lineage: Eukaryota; Metazoa; Porifera; Demospongiae; Suberitida; Halichondriidae. The coding region runs from base 1 to 744 and encodes 247 amino acids. The transcript has a single exon. Gene Ontology annotation, molecular function: protein phosphatase 1 binding.